CAGCACUGACCCUGCGGUCCUCGCAGACGGUCCGCCAUGCGCGCGCUGCUGUCGCUGCUGAGCGUCGGCCGAGGGUGGCGCGUGGGGGCCGCCGCCCGCCCUCCGCGCCGCGUCAUGUCCCUGUACCGCACGGAGGAGCUGGGCCAUCCCCGCUCGCAGGACUACCGCCUGUUCUUCAAGCAUGUAACUGGUCACUACAUCUCCCCUUUCCAUGACAUUCCUCUGAAGGCGGACUGUAAAGAGGAAGAUGGAAUUCCUAGGAAAAAGGCACGAAAUGAUGAAUAUAAGAAUUUGUUUAAUAUGGUUGUGGAAAUACCUCGGUGGACAAAUGCCAAGAUGGAGAUUGCCACAGAGGAGCCACUGAAUCCCAUUAAGCAGGAUAUAAAGAACGGAAAGCUACGCUACACACCAAACAUCUUCCCUCACAAGGGCUAUAUAUGGAAUUACGGGGCCCUCCCUCAGACCUGGGAAGAUCCUCAUCUAAGAGAUAAGAGCACAAACUGCUGUGGAGAUAAUGAUCCCAUUGAUGUUUGUGAAAUAGGCUCAAAGGUUCUUUCCCGUGGAGACGUGGUCCAUGUGAAGAUCCUUGGGACUUUGGCACUUAUUGAUCAGAGUGAAACAGAUUGGAAAAUAAUUGCUAUCAAUGUGAAUGAUCCUGAGGCUGAAAAAUUUCAUGAUAUUGAUGAUGUUAAGAAGUUCAAACCAGGUUACCUGGAAGCCACUCUCAAUUGGUUUAGGCUCUAUAAGGUACCAGAUGGAAAACCAGAAAACAAGUUUGCUUUUAAUGGAGAAUUCAAAAACAAGGCUUUCGCCCUUGAAGUUAUUAACUCUGCACAUGAACGUUGGAAAGAGAUGGUUAUGAAGAAAUGUGACAAGGGAGCUAUCAGUUGUGUGAAUGUGCACAUCUGCGAUAGCCCUUUUCACUGCACUACAGAGGAAGCAAGAUCAUUGGUUAAAUCGCAGUGCCAAUUAGAAACAGAUGUUAAUUUUAGACAGGAAAUUGAGCCAGUGAAUUUUCCAAAGAUUUUUGUGACAUGUAAUCUACAGCUUAAAAGGAUAUAACAGUGUCAAAAGGUGAGGAGUUAACAGUCUGCAUGUUCUUAAACUUGUUUUAACCUGCUGCCCCCAAAACCAGCCUAGUUAAGCAUGUUUUUGUGUGUGAGAGAGGAAGAUGUCUUGAAUAAUAAUGAUAAUCCUCAGUCCUUCUCCUCCUCCAUAUAUUUCAAGGGAAAUUAACCAAACCAUUGAUGAUCUGGGGAAAUGUACUAGGCAUCUAUCUACCUAUAUCUGAUCAAAAGCCUUGCUUUGGUAAUGCCACCAGGGUGAGCAUGACAGGACAGACAGCUUAGAGGUGCUAUUGUCUGAGUGUGGCUUGAAAGGAAACACUCGACUACCAGGUAGAGGACACAGUGGGCCAUCUGGCUUACUGAAAGAAAGUAUUUCUGAGCAUGCGUUCU
Mus pahari (shrew mouse) is the source of this 1457-nucleotide messenger RNA. RefSeq names its product pyrophosphatase (inorganic) 2 (gene Ppa2). The transcript is spliced from 11 exons. Lineage: Eukaryota; Metazoa; Chordata; Mammalia; Rodentia; Muridae. Gene Ontology annotation, molecular function: inorganic diphosphate phosphatase activity; magnesium ion binding. Bases 37 to 1062 code for a protein of 341 amino acids. The record is from RefSeq and is a predicted model, not a curated record. Gene Ontology annotation, biological process: phosphate-containing compound metabolic process. Gene Ontology annotation, cellular component: cytoplasm.